GGAGUAGACAUACUUGUUUCAUCCAAACUGAAGCAUACUCAAACAAGACUGUCGACUAACAUUCUGCGAGAUGUUGGCCAAAUUUUUGUCUCAUUUAAAAUAGUGAUAUACUUCUGCUGGUGCGUACUGGUUGGUCUUGGUACGGCGCUGAUUUGGAACUUUUUGUUCUGGCAUCUGGAGGAUCUGGCCAGUCUGCAGGAAGGAUGCGGCCAUGCGACUUGGAUCAAAACUCUCGAAGGAAUCGUCAUGUCGAUUCAGUGUUUCGGUGGAGAAUUACCGUUCUUCUUCCUAUCCGGGUGGAUUCUCAAAAAGAUUGGGCACAUUCACGCCAUGAGUUUGGUUCUGCUAGGGUUUGGAGUGCGGUUUUUGCUGUACUCUUUACUGGUCGAUCCAUGGUGGGUCAUUCCAAUCGAAUUCAUGAAUGGAAUUACUUUUGGAUUGUUUUACGCCACAAUGGCAUCAUAUGCUAGCAUUGUUGCUCCUCCAGGCACGGAAGCUACCAUGCAGGGUUUGGUCGGCGCCGUUUUCGAAGGAGUAGGAGUUUCAUUGGGCAGUUUGCUAGCCGGAAAUUUGUUCUUCAAAGUUGGCGGCAGUGCGACGUUCCGAUGGUUUGGAAUUGGCGCAUUGGUUCUAUUCUUUGUACACGUCAUCAUUCAGUUUGUGAUGGAAAAACUAGGAUCCAGGGAUACUAAUAUAGCAUACACUACGCCGGAGAACGCUAUGCACCAGCUGGAAGACGAUCAGCCAAUUGUACCACAAUUGGACAAAUAGGCACAGAAGACACUUAAUUAAAACUCGUCGCAAUAAGUAGUUCCAUAGAUGAUUUUAUUGAUAUGAAAAAGCACAUGUCUUAAAUAUAUGUGUAAACUGUUACUACAAUCAACCGUGAUUAAAAUAUUACAUUUGUCCUAAGGAUAUCUGUUUUCGUUGAAUGACAAAGGCCUAAAGGCUUUUAAAUAGUGUACUAUUAUACUUAUUUUCUUGAUAAUUUUAUUGUUUAGAUAGGUGAAUGCUUGUAAGUUAUGUUUUCUUUCAACAAUGGCCAAAAGCCUCAACUGGUA
This is a messenger RNA of Aedes albopictus (Asian tiger mosquito), 1061 nucleotides long. It is a transcript of the gene Sugb, whose product is annotated as major facilitator superfamily domain-containing protein 6. Gene Ontology annotation, molecular function: transmembrane transporter activity. The annotation marks the transcript as partial. The record is from RefSeq and is a predicted model, not a curated record. The transcript has 5 exons. Lineage: Eukaryota; Metazoa; Arthropoda; Insecta; Diptera; Culicidae. Gene Ontology annotation, cellular component: membrane.